Messenger RNA from Seminavis robusta, 835 nucleotides. The record is from the annotation of a GenBank genome assembly. NCBI's taxonomy places the organism in Eukaryota, Bacillariophyta, Bacillariophyceae, Naviculales, Naviculaceae.
UAUAUCUUAUUCUUAUUGUUUACCAGCUGGGGUCAGAAUACCGUCUUGGAUCUUUGCAAUACUAGCUAGUAGCGCCUCGAUUCUGGUUUCAUCAGCUAAUAACUUGCACAAUGACGAGUGCAUCGCCACCACAACCCGACGCAGCGGCCACACCCGAGCUCUACCGCGCGACUUCCCUGCUUUCCAUUUGGGGCCCUUGUCGUCGCGUGGGUGAUGAGUAUCUGUCCUGUGUGGUCCUGAGUGGAAUGGGAAUGUGUAAGCCUUUGCGACGAACGUUUGAGCAGUGUGCCGCUGAAACAGCAGAGUAUUCUACGUCUGUCCUGGAUCAAUUGGCAUCUCAGGCGUGUGGGCAUGUGGAAGACUCGAAUCCAGCUGCCAAGAGAAACUGUGCAGCGGAAAUUUUACUGAUGCAACAACAGAUGCAGCAGCGCCCACCCCAACAGGGACCGCAAAUGCAAUAGUUAGGAGGAGUUUCAAGGAAGACAACUACUGCAAUAAUGGAUCAGGUUUUUUGGCGUCUAUGGUCGUGCUACUACCGGUAUAUUAGCAACACGAUGAAAUCUUCAUGUAGCCAACACUCAAAAUACCUGUACGGGUGUACCGGUAGAUACAGUAGUCUGUAUAAUAACCAUGCAUUGGCCCUGAUAUUGUACCGGGUAUAGUGCCGUGGCAUGUACAUGUAGCAUGAAUGAUCCAAUCUAUCUGUGCAACAAAUCCAACUAUGAUAUUAUACCUGGUGCCUAACCAGCUAGUCACGGCACCGUCAUGGCCUCGGGUUAUCUUUAUUUUUGCUGUUUUGGUUUGAUGAUCAUUCCCGAACGUUCCAGAAGCCCUU